Messenger RNA from Pistacia vera, 353 nucleotides. RefSeq names its product salt stress-induced hydrophobic peptide ESI3. Gene Ontology annotation, cellular component: membrane. The transcript is spliced from 2 exons. NCBI's taxonomy places the organism in Eukaryota, Viridiplantae, Streptophyta, Magnoliopsida, Sapindales, Anacardiaceae. Bases 61 to 225 code for a protein of 54 amino acids. The record is from RefSeq and is a predicted model, not a curated record.
UCGCCCACCCCUAUCUGUAUUUGAAUUUACCAGUUUCAAGUUCCAACUAUUACCAUCUUCAUGGGUUCAGAGACAUUCCUAGAAAUCAUACUCGCCAUCCUUCUUCCUCCUGUUGGAGUCUUCCUACGUUAUGGCUGUGGAGUGGAGUUUUGGAUAGAUCUGUUGCUGACAAUAUUGGGAUAUAUACCUGGGAUUAUAUAUGCAAUUUAUGUGUUAGUUGGAUAGUAAAUGAAGAUGGUUUUGGGUUUUAAUUAGUGAAGUGUAAUAGGUGUGAUGUUGGGUAUGUUUAUUUUGGUGUAAAUAAAUGGAGAAUCUGUUCUUCUUCUUUCUUAAUUUAUGAUAAUAUGAUCAUU